Messenger RNA from Oldenlandia corymbosa var. corymbosa, 2931 nucleotides. The record is from the annotation of a GenBank genome assembly. NCBI's taxonomy places the organism in Eukaryota, Viridiplantae, Streptophyta, Magnoliopsida, Gentianales, Rubiaceae.
UGAAAGACGAGACGGUAUAUUUUCGUUUUUUGUGCUUUUUACGCCAAACCGAACCGACUCACUUCUUCUUCACCAGCUGUUUUGAUUCUCUCAUUACUGUGAAAGUUCAUCCCCAGCAACUCAUAAUCAUCACAAUUGAUGGUCAAUUAAGAUAGGGUUUUGUGUUGAUUCCUCUGAUCCUGCUUAGUUUUUCUUCUUCACUGAAAAAUCCUACGUUGUCAGAACUUUUGAUUUCUGGAAGGUUCGGUUCGGGGUAAAAAAUGGAGUCGCUGUGCUUUCACGACGGGAACAUUUCUAACUUGAUCAAUAGUCGGACUCUCGGAUUCAAUCAUGACAUUAACCACAGCGUGCAAAUGCACUCUUCGUUGGUGCGGAGACUAUCUUUGGACAGAGAACUGGAGGGGCAUCGUGGUUGUGUUAAUUCUAUUGCUUGGAAUGCUGAAGGCUCCCUUCUUAUAUCUGGAUCUGAUGAUACUAACAUCAAUAUCUGGAGUUAUGCAAGCGGGAAGCUUCUGCACUCAAUUGAGACUGGUCACUCUACAAAUAUAUUCUGUACCAAAUUUGUUCCCGAAACUUCUGAUGAACUAGUGGUUUCUGGGGCUGGGGAUGCUGAAGUCCGUCUUUUUAAUCUGUCUCGAUUAAAAGGGCGAGGACUUGAAGAAAAUGCCAUUGAUCCAUCAGCCACUUUCCAGUGCCACACUAGGAGGGUUAAAAAAUUGGCUGUAGAAGUUGGAAACCCGAAUGUUGUGUGGAGUGCCAGUGAAGAUGGGACGUUGAGGCAGCAUGACUUCCGGGAAGGUGCUUCAUGUCCUCCUGCAAGGUCAUCUCAUCAGGAGUGCCGUAAUAUUCUUCUUGAUUUGCGUUGCGGAGCCAAGAAGUCACUAUCUGAUCCACCAAAGCAAUGUCUUGCUUUGAAGUCUUGCGAUCUCAGUCCUACCAGACCUCAUUUGCUCCUUGUUGGCGGGAGUGAUUCAUUUGCUCGGCUCUAUGAUAGAAGAAUGCUGCCACCGAUGUCAUCAAGUCAGAAAAAGUUGCCGCCGCCUCCAUGCGUGAGCUACUUUUGUCCAAUGCAUCUUUCUGAUCGUGGACGUUCAAGCUUACAUUUAACUCAUGUCACAUUCAGUCCCAACUCGGAAGAGGUGCUCCUUAGUUAUAGUGGGGAGCACGUAUACCUGAUGGAUGUGAACCCAGCAAACGGAGGUUCAAUGCGUUAUACAUCAGGAGAUGUUUCAAAUCUUACAAGCUUUAUACCCAAUCUCAAUGGGGUGGAGCUGCAACCUGCAGUGCGGCGCCUCUAUCCAAAUGGAUCUGUUGUGAAAAGACGUACAGCUGCUAUGCUUGACAAGUGCAGAAAAUUAAUUCAGUUUGCUGGAAAAUCACUGAAGGAGGAAACAAAUUAUUACCAUGGAAUUGAGGCUUGUAAUGAAGUUCUGGAUGGCUAUGGUCAUAAGAUUGGACCUGCAUUAAUGCAUGAGUGUCUAUGUCUUCGUGCUGCUUUGUUGCUUAAGAGAAAAUGGAAAAAUGAUGUGCAUAUGGCAAUAAGAGACUGUUUAAGGGCCAGGAAGAUAAAUUCUAAUUCUUUGAGAGCGUUGCUUGGUAUGGCUGAAGCUUUGUCACAGCUUGGAAAGCACAAAGAAGCUCUUGACUUUGCUGUUGCAGCCCAAUCACUUGCUCCCUCUGAUCCUGAGGUCGUGGAAAAAUUGAAUGACAUAAAAGGGCUUAUGGCUGCAGCUGAAGCUGAGAAAGUUAACAAGAAUGUCAAUGGAGAGUCAAAUUCUGAAUCUCGAUCUGCAAGGUUACUCUCUUUGAGUGACAUACUUUAUCGUUCUGAGGGUAACAGUGAUGCUUCACAAGAUGGUCCUAGGUCUGAUAGAGACGAUUCCGAUUAUGAUGAGGAGCUUGAGCUUGAUUUUGAAAUGUCAAGGCCGGAAGAAGAAGGGCAUGAAGUUGACUCAAAUGUUCUUCAUGGGAGUUUAAAUUUGAGACUUCAUAGGAGACCCGAUUCUUCCGAAGAGACUGAGAAAGUAAAUGGUUUUAGUGAAUCAGCUACGUCGUCUACACAUCAAUGCGAUAAAUUUCAGCCUGAGGCAGUGAUAGACAUGAAACGUAGAUACGUCGGCCACUGUAAUAUCGGGACUGACAUAAAGCAAGCCAGUUUUCUUGGGCAGAAAGGAGAAUAUAUUGCUAGUGGAAGUGAUGAUGGAAGAUGGUUCGUCUGGGAGAAGAGAACUGGUAGACUUGUGAAAAUGCUUCUUGGCGAUGAUGCUGUUGUAAAUUGCAUUCAGUGCCAUCCGUUUGACUCUGUUGUGGCCACCAGUGGGAUUGAUGAUACAAUAAAGAUUUGGGCCCCUACUGCUCCAGUCCCUUCAAUUGUAUCUGGUGGAUCUGCUGGGCCUGAAACAUUGGACAUGGUAGAGGCAAUGGAGAACAAUCUACGAAGAUUAAACCGUAAUCGGGAAGCAAUCUUGCCGUUUGAGAUACUGGAAAGGUUUCGGAUGCAUGAAUUUUCAGAAGGAAGUUUGCAUCCGUUUGAAUGCACACAGAGCUGAACAAGAUCAUUACUUAAAGUGCAUAUGGUGCUGAAUGCAAAGCAUGCGCUAUGGAUUUCGGGGUUGGUAGAGAGUUGCGGAUUUGACCUUGUAAAGCAUUUUGGUCGAGGAUAUGUUAGGUUUUUUUUUUUUUUUUUUUGUGUGUGUAGAUACUUCUCCUUCCCUAAAACCCAUGUCGGUUUCUUCUGCUUCUCAUUUUCAUAAUGCAGUUCUGUAUGUAUGUAUAUAUUUGUACUAUUUAUGUCAUUUUGCUCGAGCAUGCAGAUAUGUAUAUAGCCUUCAAACAAAUUGUAUGCGUACAUAAUUAUUUCCUUCAUUGUAAUUGAACAAAAUGUUUGCGUUAUUCCUGGUAUUAUGUAAGAAUAAUAAGGUUAAAACUCUU